UGGGGUUUUACCAUGUUAGCCAGGAUGGUCUCGAUCUUUUACCUCGUGAUCUGCCCGCCUUGGUCUCCAGAAGUGCUGGGAUUACAGGCGUGAGCCAUCGCGCCCAGCCUUUCCUGCGAUUAUUACAGUCAUCAAGAUUAACCUAGAGAUGGUGCAAAAUUUAAGCUUCCCCAAAAAUGUUCGCUAACCUUUCUCAUACUGUUAGACCAUUACAGGAUAUAAAUAGCAAAGUCAGCUGGAAUCGUAAUUAGAGGUUCGAUUUCUCUUGGGCUAGAGGUUUUUUCUGCCAUUCUGAUGAACGCUAAAGGAAGGGAGCAAGGUCGGCGGGGUUUGGCCGAGGGGCGGGGUGAGGACCGCGCAGGCUCAGCUCCUAGGCUGGAAGAGGAAGUCGUGAGUGCCGGUGUCUACGGCCACCAUGGUGACCAGAUCGACUUCCGCCCGACCCGCCCACCUCUACCUGCCCCCUCACCCCGCGAGAGGCACCAUGGCAACCAGACUUCUGCGUCCCGGAAGCAGGUCUCGCAGGUCGCUACGGUUGGGGGAAAAGCGGCGGACGCCGUCCCCAUCCUGAAGGGGACUCGAAAAUGUACAGCCAGCGGUUUGGCACCGUACAGCGGGAGGUUAAGGGCCCCACUCCCAAAGUGGUGAUCGUGGUAAGCACAGGAUGUGUGUGCUGGACCCUACAGCUUUCUCCAUCUCUGCGCAUCCCAGACCUGGCCGAGCCCAUCUCGGCUCCCGAACAGGGCUUUCUCGAGGGGAACAGGUGCCGCCUGAUGCGAGAGCCAAGACUCCUAAAGGCCAAAGGGCUGAGCAACAUCUAGAAAGAAUCCGACGCAGCCAUCAGAAGCAUAAUGCUAUUUUGGCUUCCAUUAAGUCAAAUGAGCGGGAUCGCUUGAAAGUUGAGUGGGACCAGCACCAUGACUGCAAGUUUUUGGACAACCUUGUGCGAGCAAGAAUCAAGGAUGCCGUGCAAGGGUUUAUCAUUAACAUUGAAGAAAGACGAAAUAAGCUACGUGAACUUUUAGCAUUAGAAGAAAAUGAGUAUUUUACAGAAAUGCAAUUGAAGAAAGAAACCAUUGAGGAGAAAAUAGAUAGGAUGAGAGAGAAAACUAAAUUACUAAAAGAGAAGAAUGAAAAAGAGAGGCAGGAUUUUGUAGCUGAAAAGCUAGACCAGCAAUUCAGGGAACACUGUCAGGAGCUCCGUGUUGAAUUGUUUUGUAUCCAUCAGAAGAAGGUGUGUGAGGAGCGGAAAGCACAGAUCGCAUUUAAUGAGGAGCUGAGGAGGCAAAAGCUGGUGGAAGAGCAGAUGUUCUCCAAACUCUGGGAGGAAGACCGAUUAGCCAAGGAAAAGCGAGAAGCCCAAGAGGAGAGGAGACAGAAAGAGCUGAUGGAGAAUACACGCCUGGGGCUGAAUGCCCAGAUCACCAGCAUCAAGGCACAAAGGAAGGCACUACAGCUGUUGAAGGAAGAGGAGGCGCGCCUUGUGGAAAGUAACAAUGCACAGAUUAAACAUGAGAAUGAACAGGAUAAACUAAAGAAACAGAAGGCAAAGCAGGAAACUAGGACCAUGUUGCAAAAGGCCCUACAAGAGAGGAUAGAACAUAUUCAGCAGGAAUACAGAGACGAACAAGACUUGAACAUGAAGCUUGUGCAAAGGGCCCUUCAAGACUUACAGGAAGAGGCAGAUAAAAAGAAACAAAAAAGAGAAGAUAUGAUAAGAGAACAGAAGAUAUAUCACAAGUAUUUGGCACAGAGACAUGAGGAAGAAAAAGCUCAGGAGAAAGAAUUCGAUAGAAUAUUAGAGGAAGACAAGGAAAAGAAGUUGGCUGAGAAGGACAAGGAGCUGAAGCUUGAAAAGGAGGCAAGGAAACAGCUUGUGGAUGAGGUCAUGUGUACCAGAAAACUUCAGGUUCAAGAAAAGUUGCAACGAGAAGCUAAAGAACAGGAAGAGCGUGCUAUGGAACAGAAACACAUACAUGCAGGUCAUAAAGAACUUCACUGUGAAGAGAAGGAGAAUUUUGCAAGACGCCAACGUUUAGCCCAGGAGUACAGGAAGCAACUUCAGAUGCAAAUUGCCUACCAGCAGCAGUCCCAAGAAGCAGAGAAGGAAGAGAAACGCCGAGAGUUUGAAGCAGGGAUAGCAGCAAACAAGAUCUGUUUGGACAAAAUCCAGGAGAUCCUGUCCACCCAUCAAGUGCUGCCUCAAAACAUUCAUCCCAUGCGGAAGGCAUGCCCCAGUGAGCUUCCACCAUAGUUCCAUGAGCAUUAAUACACCUUUUCUUGGUCUUUUAAUAUCCUUAACUACAGUAUGCUUGUAUGUUUCUUUUAACUCAUGGAUUAGCUGUUCUUUCUUUUUCCCUGAGUUUAUGUAAUUAAUUGAACAUAAUUAUCUUCCUUCAAGUAAACCAGUGCCUUUUUUGGAAUUCACAGGCUUGCAAAUCCAAAUGAUAUACUUCAUAUCAUGUUGUUAUUUUCCUGCCACCUUUGCCUCCUUUUUUUCUCACUUAUUUCUAGCUACAUUUGCUGACAUCUAUCUACUCAUAUGCCCAUUUCUUCUUCCUUCCUUUCUCUUCUCACUCAUGUACAUAAUUCAGUGUUAAGAGAGCAUUUUUGCAGGCAGAACUGGGAUUAACAGCCACUUUCAUUAACCCACCUAUUUAGUCAUUAAACAAAUAUUUUCAGAGUGCCUCCCAUGUGCCAGGCACUAUUCUAGAUCCUGAGACUACAGCAAAAACAAAACAUACCCCUUGGUCUUGUUGAGCUUACAUAUUAGUGGAGGGAAACAGGCAAUAGGUGUUAAAUGCCAUCAACCGCAAAUGGCACUUAACACCUAUUGCCUGGAAAUUGCGCUUAACUCAGAAGAUCCUCUAGCCCCUGCACCAGUUAGACAUUCAGAUGACUACAGCCCUGGCUGAUGACUUGACUGCAAUUUCAUUAAGAGACUCUGAGCCAGACCCCUCAGCCAAGCUAUGCCUGAUUCCCAACUCACAGAAAUUGAGGAAUAACAAAUGUUUAUUGUGUUUUAAGCUACUAGGUUUUGGGGUAUAUUAUUAGGCAGCAAUAAAAACUAAUACAGGGUUUUAUCUUGAGCAUGUGAGAGAGGUCAGAUUCUAUUUUAAAGGCAGAGCCAACUAGAUGUGCUGAUGGAUGUGUAUGUUGAGUGUAGGGUUUGAAAGAAAGUCAUAAAUAGAACUCCAAAUUUUUGGUCUGAGCAACAAACUAGUAAACUGCCCCUGUGGUGGGGGUUGACAUAUCUCUCAAGCUGUGAACCUGGAGAUGUUAGCCAAAUGAAGUCAAAGAAAUGAACAAGUUACUGGAUAAUUCUGGUCAGUAUUCUAUUUGGUAAUUCUACCUCUGCACUGCAAAAUGUUUUUCAUAUGUCAAAAUAUGUUUUGUAUUAUACAAGUUUUUGUGAAAAACAAAUCUGGAAAGGUCUGAAAUCUACAUCAUUUUCCUAAAGAGUCAUUAGACACAAUGAAAUAUUUUAAAAUUCUGGAAAACCGUAAAGUAAUGAAAUGUAGUUACCUUUGUUUAGUCCUCUGUUACUCAUACUUACUUAAUCCUGAAACACUUUUUAAAAAAAUUUAACCUAUUAACACCUUUUGGUAAAUGCUUGUCUUUCUUCUGCAUAUUCAUAAGAUUCAUUACAUCCUCUCAGUGGGAUAUUCAGAGAAGCUUUCUGCAGGAUAUUAUUUUCUCAAUAAAAUCAUGCUUAUUUC
Messenger RNA from Sapajus apella (tufted capuchin), 3719 nucleotides. RefSeq names its product cilia and flagella associated protein 53 (gene CFAP53). Bases 665 to 2254 code for a protein of 529 amino acids. The transcript has 8 exons. The record is from RefSeq and is a predicted model, not a curated record. Lineage: Eukaryota; Metazoa; Chordata; Mammalia; Primates; Cebidae.